AUGAAGGCUGGGCGGGAAUCUGCCUUUGGGGCCUUGGUUGGUGGUGUCUGGGACAAGAGAGUUCCCCGUGAUGCAGACGGCCGCAUCGUGCUGGACGAGUCCCCAACCUGCCUCAAGCACAUCAUCCACACCCUGUUCAACAGCUCUGUCACGCCGUCGCCCUGGUUCAAGCAAAGGCUCCUAGGUGGAGGAACCGAGAGCGCCAGCAUCGUUGGCGGCUACUCCGGUGGGGCGUGUUGGCACCCACCGAGUACAUAUGACGGACGACGAUGGUCGAACUCGGCCUUCAUUUUCAUGCUCGAUUCUCCGGAAGAAGACUUCGAACCAGUCAAGUGGGGUGUGAAGUCUGGCAGCCAAGGAAAUGCACUAAGCUGUUGUCGUGACAGCUCUUCCCAAUCCUUCAGGCCCUGCUUCGGCAAUCACGACAUGCGCGUGGACUUCCACCCGACCACCGGGUGCACCCUGUCAACUGGACGAGGAACAUACGAUGUCGACGGAGAAUCCACCUUUCUGGCUCUCAAUGGUGGACUUGUCCUGGACGUCGAGGUGUUCGAAGUACGUUCGGUGCCAGAGCAAGUGGAGACCCCGGCCUCUUCCGAAAUCAUGUCUUGGGAUCAACACAUUCCUGUCGACCAAUCCCUUGCGGCGGAAUAUACUCUGGAGUUCGGGGAAUCUAUCGCCGACCUGCUGAUGGAGGAACUCAUGGCCCUAGCAUACGCUCGGGUGGAGCUCGACGAGGCGGCGGCCAGGGCCAGAACCGUUGCUCGAGCCCUGUGCGUCAUUUACGGUCCCCACGUGGCACGGGGGGAGGAGGAUCCCGUGGUGGAGCUGAAUGUCCGCGGGCGAUCCAUAACGACCCUGUAUUGGACGCUGCAUGCUUGCACGGACUCUGUUUUCGCCGCUUGGCUCGCCGAGAGAUGGUCGGGUGGGAAGGGCGUGGACGAGGACGGGCGCUACAAAGUCAACUGCGAUCCCAGUUGUUUUUCGAAGAUCCUGGAUGUGAUGCGCAUGAGGAAGCGGGCUGGCUGGGCAGAAGAUGAUGAGAUUGUCAAGAAUGCCGGUGGCGGAGACACUAUCCGCGUGAGGGUAUCCGAGGCAGACCGCGAAAACUUUGAAGACGCCGUCAAGAUGUACUUCCCCAACUGCACGAGGUUCGUAAUGGAUUUGGUGAGGUUCACGGAAUAG
This is a messenger RNA of Ectocarpus siliculosus, 1185 nucleotides long. The record is from the annotation of a GenBank genome assembly. NCBI's taxonomy places the organism in Eukaryota, Phaeophyceae, Ectocarpales, Ectocarpaceae.